Molecule: messenger RNA, 1161 nt
Organism: Equus quagga
Lineage: Eukaryota; Metazoa; Chordata; Mammalia; Perissodactyla; Equidae
Product: DLA class II histocompatibility antigen, DR-1 beta chain-like
Exons: 6
Coding region: 43-843 (266 amino acids)
Biological process (GO): immune response; antigen processing and presentation of exogenous peptide antigen via MHC class II; immunoglobulin production involved in immunoglobulin-mediated immune response
Cellular component (GO): lysosomal membrane; MHC class II protein complex; late endosome membrane
Molecular function (GO): MHC class II protein complex binding
Source: RefSeq, a predicted model, not a curated record
ACUUGCCUGCUCUUCUGCAUCCUGUCUCUCUUGUUCUCCAGCAUGGUGUGCCUGUGGUUCCCCAGAGGCUCCUGGAUGGCAGCUCUGACAGUGAUAUUGAUGGUGCCGAACCCUCCCCUUGCUUGGGCCAGGGACACCCAACCACAUUUCCUGGAGCUGGUUAAACACGAGUGUCAUUUCUCCAACGGGACUCAGCGGGUGCGGCUCCUGGACAGAUACUUCUAUAACAGGGAGGAGUACGUGCGCUUCGACAGCGACGUGGGGGAGUACCGGGCGGUGACCGAGCUGGGGCGGCGGAGCGCCGAGUACUGGAACGGGCAGAAGGACGUCCUGGAUGACGCGCGGGCCGCGGUGGACACGUACUGCAGACACAACUACGGCGUCAGCGAGAGCUUCCUGGUGCCGCGGCGAGUUGCGCCUACAGUCACUGUGUAUCCUGCAAAGACCCAGCCUCUGCAGCACCACAACCUCCUCGUCUGCUCUGUGAAUGGUUUCUAUCCAGGCCACAUCGAAGUCAGGUGGCUCCGGAAUGGCCAGGAAGAGGAGGCUGGAGUCAUCUCCACAGGCCUGAUCCGUAAUGGAGACUGGACCUUCCAGACCCUGGUGAUGCUUGAGACAGUUCCUCAGAGUGGAGAGGUCUACACCUGCCAAGUGGAGCACCCAAGUCUGACGAACCCUGUCACAGUGGAAUGGAGGGCCCAGUCUGAAUCUGCGCAGAGCAAGAUGCUGAGUGGAGUCGGGGGCUUCGUGCUGGGUCUGCUCUUCCUUGGGGCAGGGCUGUUCAUCCACCGCAGAAACCAGAAAGGACAUGCUGGGCUUCAGCCAACAGGACUCCUGAGCUGAAGUGAAGAUGGGUGACCUUCAAGGAAGAAUCUUAUGUCCUUGCUUCCGAGAAGCAUGAAAAAGUUUCCUGCCUUGCUGUAAUUCCACAAAAAGAGGCUUUCUCAGGAUCUGGUUUGCUCCUGGUUCAGUGAUCCUGUAGAAAAUGUCCUCCCCAACAGCUUCCUCAGCCCCGGCCCUGGGCCUGGAAGUCCCCACUGUUGACUGAAAUACCUCAUCUUCAUUCUUUCCUGGUCCCCUUUAUAUUCAAACCUUAUGGCCUCCCUUGCAUCUGGACUCACCUUUUGACCACAUUUUUUAAUAAAGUUUUUCUCAAAUAAA